CGAGCGAAUGCUCCGUUGAUAAGCUCCGGUUACUCCGAUUGUGUUCUAACUAAUAAAUAGUUCUGUGGUUAAAAGUGUUCGAAUCAUUAACUCCGGUUCUCCUUCUCUCAAAUAUAAUAUUCGAAUAUACAAGAAUAUAACAGCUGGCGACGAGGAUGGGAUCCUAGUAGGCGUAGUGAAAAUCAGCCACGUGGAAUUCGUGGCGAGAGUUUUGCCAGAGCCGAAUGGGCGACGGUGUUCGAGAAACUACGCAACAGAGGAAGUGAUUUGCCGAGAAGGAGGAAGUUAAGAGAAGAUGCCGACGACGAGUUCAGGCUCAGGUACGCAAAGCCCGGUAUCGGGACAAAAUCCACCGGCAAAGGUAGCAAUUGCAAACCCUUUGCAAGUCGAUGUUUUCGACCCGCAGCGGCAGCCGUUAAUUCGUUGGCUGCAGCGACUUGAAGGUGCCUUUCGAGUGUUUCAAAUCUCGGAAGGCGCAGAACGUGUUGCUUACUUGCUACAUUUCGUAGGCGUAGAACCGUUCGGGAUUUUGUGCGACCGACUGGAUCCUAUCGAUCCAUAUACUCAAACGUAUGAGACGUUAAUUGGAAAAUUAAAAGAAUUUUACGCGCCCGAGCCACUAGAGAUAGCCGAGAUAUAUAUUUAUCGGAAGCGUAUGCAACGUACAGAGGAGACUGUCCAGGAAUACAUGGCGGCUCUCCAGAAAUUAUCGCUUCACUGCAAAUUUGGAGAAUAUCUACCAAUGGAACUACGGAAUCAAUUCGUAUUCGGCUUAAGGAAUCAUCGGAUUCAAUCGAGGUUGUUGGAGACGGCGAAUCUCACGAAGGACUCCGCAUUAAAAAUCGCAUGCGGAAUGGAAAUGGCGGAGAAGGGCGUUAAUAAACUAAAAGAAGAAAAUCAUCUAUCGGAAACGACCGUUGACUACAUUGGAGCUGGAGCAAAACAGAAGAAGACAAAGGGCCGUGAUGAUCGUACUGGAAACAGAGGAAAUCAACAACAAGGGUCGAGGAAGGACGCAGCGACUUCGAAGCAUUCCAAUCUUGGCAAACAUCAUAAGUAUACAAAUAAUAAGCGUUCGAACUCGAAAGUUAAUGAUAUUGUUUGUUAUAGGUGUGGUCAGGCUCAUUUGGCGCCAAGCUGUACCCUUCCUCGGAACACUAAAUGUAGAGAAUGCGGAGGUUUUGGGCACCUCCAAACAGUAUGUAAGAAGAAAGGGCAGGCCCACCUGUUAGAAGAGGUGUUCCGUGUGGAUGACAGAGAGCAUCUCGAGCACAGGGAAAAGUACACAGUUCCGCUUCAAAUAGAAAGCAAGAGAGUGACAUUCGACGUAGAUUGCGGCUCAGCGGUCACAUUGGUGAGCGAUAUAUGGCGUAGAGAAACGUUUCCAAAUUUAAAAUUAUAUAAUACGCGUUUGAAACUGCGCUCUUAUUGUAAGAAAAAUUUCGUGCCUCUCGGAUUUAUUAAAGUAAAAGUCAAAGAUAUAAAUGAAAAUAAAAUAUUAAAUAUGUACGUGGUUAAAUACGAUCGAGAUCCAUUGUUGGGCCGGGAGUGGAUUAAUCAGUUGAAAAUGUUAAAGAAAAUUAAAGAUAGUCUCUUAGAAAUAAAAGACGUGCAUACUCUCGACGCGUCCGGGCAAGAACGGUUGGCUAAUUUAUUAGAAAAAUAUAGAAACGUACUAAGUGACGAAUUUGCAAAUAUUAAUAAAUUUCAAGCUCAUCUAAAAUUAAAACCAAAUGUAAAGCCUGUAUUUAUAAAAAAUCGUGCGGUACCCUUUAAAAUUUUAGAAAAAGUCGAAAAAGAAUUAGAAAAUAUGGUAAAAGCAGGCAUCUUGGAAAAAGUCGAGUCUUCGAAUUGGGCAACGCCAAUCGUACCGGUUUUAAAAAAAAACGGCGGAAUUAGAAUUUGCGGUGACUACAGUAUAACAGUCAAUCCGUCUUUAAUUAUAGAUGAGCACCCCUUGCCCACAAUGAAAGAAUUGUUCGCAUCUAUGUCGGGAGGCACGAUUUUUUCAAAAAUAGAUUUAAAACAAGCAUAUUUGCAGUUACCGGUCGCGGAAUCUGAUAGAGAGAUUUUAACAUUAAGUACACAUAAAGGUCUAUAUAAAUGCAACCGAUUAAUGUACGGAGUGGCAUCUGCACCCGCGAUAUGGCAAAGGACAAUGGAAAAUAUACUGUGCGGAAUACCCGGGGUGGCUAUAUUUUUAGAUGAUAUUAGAAUUGCCGGUAAAGACAUAAAACAACACUGCGAGAGAUUAGAACUUGUUUUGAAAAGAUUAUCAGAAUAUAAUAUUCGCAUUAAUGUAGAGAAAUGCGCUUUUCUUAAAGAUAAAAUAUCCUAUUGCGGAUAUAUAAUUAGCAAAAACGGAAUUUCAAAAGAACCUAAAAAAAUUGAAGCAGUCCAAAAGAUGCCAAGGCCAACUAAUACGACGCAACUUCGCGCUUUUAUUGGAUUAGUAAAUUACUACGGACGCUUCAUCGAACAUUUAAGUGAUAAAAUGUACCCGUUAAAUAACCUGCUAAAGAAAAAUGUAAAAUUUAAUUGGUCGAAAGAAUGUGAGACGGCUUUCAGAAAAAUUAAAGUAGAAUUCGGAAGUAAAAAAAUUUUAGUGCCUUUUAACCCAAAGUUGCCAUUGAUACUCGCUGUGGAUGCCAGUCCGUACGGAAUAGGUGCAGUCCUUUCACACAUGUACCCCGAUGGUACAGAACGCGUAAUUCAAUACGCGUCAAACACAUUAAAUGAAACGCAAAAGAAAUACGCGCAGAUUGAUAAGGAGGCUUUUGCAAUUGUUUUCGGGAUUAAAAAAUUCCAUCAAUUUUUGUAUGGAAAUCAUUUUACGCUUUUAACGGAUAAUAAGCCGUUGGCACAAAUUUUAAACCCGCAAAAAGGCCUUCCGGCAUACAGUGCACUGCGCAUGCAGCACUAUGCCGUGUUUUUGCAGGCUUUUAAUUUUGAUAUAAAGUAUCGUAAAUCCAUAGAUCAUUGUAAUGCAGAUGGGUUCUCACGAUUGCCCAUACAAGAGAAAAGCGUAGGAAAAUUCGACGUAAUUGAUGUAUUGCAAAUGGAAAACGUAGAAACAUUACCGGUAACUGCAAAAAGUAUUAGAGAUGAAAUAAAUAAAGAUGCGUUAUUAUUAAAAAUUCGUCAAACCUUGAUAAAAGGCAAAAGUUUAGUUCCGCUGGGUUAUAAUGAUGGCGAGUUUGCGUUGCAGGAUGGUAUCGUGUUUAGAAAAGAGAGAAUAGCUAUCCCGAAAAGCUUAAGAAGUAAAGUAUUAAAAGAAUUGCACGCAGGGCAUUUUGGAACGGUAAAAAUGAAAAAACUUAGUCGAAAUUUUUGUUGGUGGCCAAAAAUAGACAAAGAAAUAGAAGAAAUAACUAAAAAUUGUAAAGCAUGUGCCACGUUUUUAAAUAAUCCAAGAAUCAAAGUUAAACACGCCUGGGAAGCGGCGUCAGAACCUUUUGAGCGCGUACAUAUAGAUUUCGCGGGGCCGUUUAUGAGCCACACUUUUCUAGUAUUGGUCGACUCGUACACAAAAUGGCCUGAAGUUCACAUUGUAAAAAACAUGUCCGUCCAAAACACGAUAGAAAAAUGUAGGGAAAUAUUCGCAAAAUUCGGAUUGCCACGAGUCCUAGUGUCGGACAACGGGCGAACAUUUAUUGCAGAAGAAUUCGAAAAUUUUCUUAGAAUAAACGGAAUAUACCAUAAGCGCACAGCACCCUACCAUCCUGCUACAAAUGGUUUAGCGGAACGUUUCGUACAAACGUUAAAAAAAUCACUACGAAAAUUAAAUAUUAGUAAUGGCAACAUUAAGACCAAUCUACAGAAAUUUCUAUUUCAGUAUAGAGUAACACCUCAUGCAGAAUUAGAUAAAUCUCCGGCGGAAGCCAUGUAUAACCGUAAAUUAAGAAGCAGAUUGGACUUAAUGUUCCCGAAAACUAAUAAAGAAAUUGAAAUGGAAAAUAUAAUAGUUGUAAGAAAUUUUAAAGAAGGCGAAAGAGUCGCCGUGCGAGAAUAUUUAAACAAAAACGUAAAAUGGCGAUUUGGGAGAGUAUUAGCUAAGCUAGGGAAAUUACAUUACUCAGUUAAAUUAGACAACGGAAAAAUUUGGAAACGUCACUCAGAUCAAAUAAGGAAAAUAGGAGAGAAAAUUAGUGACCCGAUUGAUGAGGCGAAUAACCUUGGUGAGACUGACCAUUAUGGUCCAGUCGAGGUAGCACGGGAUGUUCUAACUCCAAGCGAUAACGAGCAAGCGAAAACUGUGCACAAAAACUCUGACCCUGCCAGCUCGAGUUGCUACUCCGAAAAUCCCAAUACAACGGAAUCCGAGGAAGGGGAAGCUGCAAGAGCCGACGACACACGCACGCGUAAAUCAAAAAUAAGUUUGGAACAAAAUGUAAACGAAAACAAUGAGGGCCGACCUCAACGUUAUAGAAAACCGCCUGAUAGGGGGAAGAGCUGUUAUGUAUUUAAGAUGUAUAUGGAGAGUUGCGCGCCGCGAGGUAAAGGAGCCUAAUCGUGACACCUUUCGGCGUUAUCGUUCUAGUUUACCCCCGAAUAUCGUCUAAAGCCCGGCUUUUAGCCGAGUCAUCGUCUCCCGCUGUCGCAGAGACCAGGACAGGCGCGUAGCGAGCGGAUGCUCCGUUGAUAAGCUCCGGUUACUCCGAUUGUGUUCUAACUAAUAAAUAGUUCUGUGGUUAAAAGUGUUCGAAUCAUUAACUCCGGUUCUCCUUCUCUCAAAUAUAAUAUUCGAAUAUACAAGAAUAUAACAAUACGAAAAAUAAAAUAAGUUAUUUUGCUUACGCGCCAAAAACGUCUAUUGCGCGUAUGACCGGGCUGGUACAUACCUACACUUGCGCGCAUUGUGUACUGCUAUCUGUACGCGGCUUGCAGUAAUAGCGCGAGAUAACAGCUGACUUACACACGUUGAGUCUAGACAGACUGUGUAUAUACGUGUAGUGAAAGCUGUAUAGUGUUUAUAGUAGUAAGUGUAUAGAAGUGUUUAGAAGAGUGUAUACAAGUAAAAGAAGAAUAUAUUAUAAAAGUGAUGGGAAGAAAAUACGACAAAACACAUUUGCCUCUCACUCGCCGCAGGAUGUCGCGAAAGAAAGGAUGGAUGAAAAGGCGACAGUUACUUAUCAGUGAGAAGACAAAGCAAGACGUAAAAAACUUGUCGGAGAUGUGUCAAAUUGUAAGUGAUACAGGUAUGUAUAAUGUCGAACAAGAUGUUCGAUUAGCUAAUAAAUUAGACUCGAGAAGCAUUGAAGAUGUUAGUAUGGAAUCCGUCGACUUUAAAACAUCGGAUGAAUUAUUUCCCGAUAUGACGUAUUCAAAUAUCAAAACAAUGCAGUGUCUCGAGUCAAAUACAUGCAUGUAUGUCGAACAAGAUAUUCGUCUUUUCGACGAUAACGAAAAGUUAAUUGACUCGAGAAGCGUUGAGGAUACUAGCGAAUCCGUCGAAUCGGAAGAAUUAUUUCCCGAUACGACGGAUUCGAAAAUCCAAUCAAUGCUGUAUCAGAAGUCAAAUACAGCUAUGUAUUCUGUAAAGCAAAAUGUUAAACUUGGCAUAGAUAAAUGUUUCGAAAGCAUGUAUAUUGAUGAUUCCAAUGACUCCAAAAGCAUGCAUUAUGAUAAAUCCAUUGAUUUUGAAAAAUCGGUAGAAUCAUUUACCGAUACAAUGGAUUCUAAUAUUCAAGUAAUGCGAUGUCUAGAGUCAAAUACAGAUAUAUGCAAUGUAGAAAAUGGUGUCGAAGAUGACAAAUAUUAUGUUAUAGAAAAAAUUAAAAAGAGCUCUAUUGAUAAAGAUGAUAUCAAAGAAAAUUUGCCUGCAGGCCGUCGCAUUAUGGACUUCUCUUUUAUAUGGACUGAGCUGCACAGAAUCUUUGACAGACAUAAUAAAGCACUGGACUGCUCGUCAAUUGAAAAUUUGUUACUUAUAAAGUCUGAAAAAUGUGGGUUGAAAACCCAGCUGUUCUUCCAAUGUAAAAUGUGCAAAACAAAAGCCAGCAUUUGGUCAGAACCCACAAAACCGGA
Messenger RNA from Nylanderia fulva, 6027 nucleotides. NCBI's taxonomy places the organism in Eukaryota, Metazoa, Arthropoda, Insecta, Hymenoptera, Formicidae. The record is from RefSeq and is a predicted model, not a curated record.